Messenger RNA from Psylliodes chrysocephalus, 429 nucleotides. Lineage: Eukaryota; Metazoa; Arthropoda; Insecta; Coleoptera; Chrysomelidae. The record is from the annotation of a GenBank genome assembly.
AUGAUAAUUAAAAGUAUUGUUGUACAGGAAUCCUCAAAGCUAUAUCAAUACAAAAAUGGUAAACUUUUCACCUUGGCCAAAGUUUGUGACCAGUAUGAACUAUCGAAUAGAUUUGCUGCAGCAGUGACAACGGCAGUGCAACAAGACCUUGGAAUUGUUACCAAAACCAAUUCAAAAACCGUAAUAGACCGAGAGCCGGACUCUAUAUUUUUAGAUCACACAGUACCCCUUUCUGGAUCGGCUCUAAGCAUUAGUCAAAGUAUUUUCAACUUCUUAGAAAGUAAUGAAUAUAAUCUAGAAGAACUAGUGGCAGUAGGAUAUGAUGGAACCAUGGUGAAUACGGGAAAAAUUGAAGCAAUUGCUCAACUUAAAACAAAAUUAGGACGCCCGGCGCCCUUUACAAAGAUUUGUCUGCCAGCUUCACGCUAA